UGAAACAUGCCUGUGACGUCAGUUGGAUCUUUUAAAGGCACCGUUAUCCACCAUCAACUUCCACAAAACCCCACAUCCAUCGACACGCGGGUAGCACAGACUUGUCUGUUUCUUCUCUUUCACUAAUAGGCUAACUACUACUGUAUCACAAAAGCAGCCAUGUCUUCAUCCAACACCACCACUGAAGACUAUACUACUGUGGAUCAGCAAAUCUCGUCCUUCUUAUCCGACUGUCUCUCGGAUGCGGAUUGCACCCAACUCGAAUUGCAGCUGACCCAAUUCGUGUCUUGCCACUAUCACCAACGUCCCAUUGCCUUGGUGACAUCCGGGGGUACUGCGGCCGAUUUGGAAGUCAACAGCGUUCGAUGUCUCGACAACUUUUCCACCGGUCUCAGAGGGGCCAUUUCCGUCGAAGAGUUUCUCAAGAGAGGAUAUGCCGUGGUUCAUUUGUGGCGACGCGGCAGUGCAUCGCCGUUUGGACGCGUCUUGUGUCAAGAAAUACUCCAACAACCCGCUCAGGAUGGAUUGCAUGUGGACAGUUUGGGAAAGUUGUUUGCGGGAGGAGACGAGGAUGACGAAGAAGCACUGGUGCAACAGGUUCUCGAUCAACAAGAUCCAUGGUUGACCGAUCCCAAUAAUAACAACAAUAACAACGACACGGCAGCGAAUAAUGCCCACACCAUGAAUAGGAAUGACCACCACCACUCCAUUGCUCUCCAUCGACACGUCCUCUACUCGACCAAACUCCAAACGGCAUUGCAGGAACGAGCCACGGCAUUGAAAGAACAACGACUCUUGACCAUUCCCUUUCGAUCCAUUGAAGAAUACCUCGCCAAACUCAAACUGGCAUCCACGGCAUUGCAAGAAUCCAAAUCACUCGCAUUGGUCUAUCUGGCCGCUGCUGUCAGUGACUAUUACAUUCCCCAACACGAAAAAUCACAACACAAAAUACAAUCAGAUUCCGGAAGCAUCACCCUCCACUUGCGACCCGUUCCCAAAACCAUGGGAUUGCUGCGAGAUGCGUGGGCACCGGACGCCUUUUGCGUCAGCUUCAAAUUGGAAACCGAUUCUAACAUUCUACGCAAAAAGGCCGAACGAGCCGUCCAAAAGUACAAUUGUCAUUUGGUCAUUGGCAAUCUGCUUCACACGCGAUACCAAAAAGUGUCGAUUCUGGCGCCACCGGAAUUGGGCAAUCAUACCACCGACGUCACGGAAUGGCCCAUGCACGAAGUGGUCAAGCCACAUCCACAACAACAACAAGAUUCCCUCGAAAGUGCCAUUAUCGAUUUCGUCGUACAGUCUCAUUUUGAGUUCAUUUCCAAUAGUGGAUACCAGCAACAACCGAUGCAAUCAUCCAAAGCGGCCAUGCAGCGGCUGCAAGAAAAGAAAUGGCGUUUGCAACGGCAGUCGCUCGAGUUGCAAUUGAAACAACAUGCCUGGACGGUUGCCGGAAUUGUUCUUUCCGUGGCAUUGUCGUCGGCCAUUAGUGCGGCGAUGCAGCGACGAGCGGCGGGGCAGCGAUGA
This is a messenger RNA of Seminavis robusta, 1524 nucleotides long. Lineage: Eukaryota; Bacillariophyta; Bacillariophyceae; Naviculales; Naviculaceae. The record is from the annotation of a GenBank genome assembly.